Messenger RNA from Prunus mume (Japanese apricot), 2693 nucleotides. RefSeq names its product myo-inositol polyphosphate 5-phosphatase 2 (gene IP5PII). Lineage: Eukaryota; Viridiplantae; Streptophyta; Magnoliopsida; Rosales; Rosaceae. Gene Ontology annotation, biological process: phosphatidylinositol dephosphorylation. Gene Ontology annotation, molecular function: inositol-polyphosphate 5-phosphatase activity; phosphatidylinositol-3,4,5-trisphosphate 5-phosphatase activity; phosphatidylinositol-4,5-bisphosphate 5-phosphatase activity. The record is from RefSeq and is a predicted model, not a curated record.
AUUGGUGUUUGUCUUUUACUGUUCUGUUUGCCUUUGGUUAUCUUAGCAUUUAACUACCUGAAAAUAAGAGCUGCAGUGGAUAUAUCUGUUGGUCAAAUGAGUUCAAGUCUGCUAUCAUGAAAGUGACAUCAAUUUUCUUGUGGAAAUCUUUUUGGGAAUUUAUGAUUUUUCAAUACUAUUUAUGCUGUUGUUUUAUGAACCAGAAAAAUUAUGAUUUGAGUGGGAGGACCAUUGAGUAUUUUUCUUUUGCAAGUUGUGAUUAUGGAUGUCUGCUAAAUGUGUCCUCACUUACCUUCUCUGUCCUGGCAUGAAUCUUCUGGUGCUGGCCAUCAAAGAAGCUUAUUUAUAGCCUACCUUUUCUGGUAUUGCUUUGAAAAGCUUCUAUUUAAAUGUUAGUCUCCAAGAAUGGUGGCACCAGGAUUCAAAGUCUAUCUGUUUUAAGCUGCUUCCAUAUUUAGAGCUUGUGCCUUCAAAGUCUUAAGUAUAUAAGUACUCACUGUAUUCACUAGUAAAUUUUUGAGCUCAACAGUAUGAAAAGCAGAAGGGGAAAGCCCUCUGAGGCUUUCUGGCCUUCCCUUAUGAUGAAGAAAUGGCUAAACAUAAAGCCAAAGGAAUAUGAUUUCAGUGCAGAUGAGGUUGAUACUGAAACUGAAACUGAAACUGAAACGGAAAGUGAAGAUGACGGUUGCUCUCACAAAGAUGCAAGAAAGCACAUGCGUGAUGAUCAUGGCCUUAGAGAAAACCACUCCGAUUUCCGAAGUCAACAUUCAGAUCUUCCAUCUAAGGGCUACAAGUUAAAACACCGGAGAGGGAAAUCAGAAACUGUACGUGCUCAGUACAUAAACACAAAGGAUGUGAGGGUGACAGUAGGCAGUUGGAAUGUUGGUGGAAGACUUCCGUAUGAAGAUCUUGAUAUUGACGAUUGGCUUUGUACCGAAGAACCAGCAGAUGUUUACAUUCUUGGUUUUCAAGAGGUUGUCCCUUUGAAUGCUGGGAAUGUACUGGGAGCAGAGGAUAACAAAUCAAUACCAAAAUGGGAGGCAAUCAUUCGAAAAACUCUGAACAAAUCCUUGGAACCCGAAAGCAAACACAUAUGCUACAGUGCUCCACCUUCACCAGUACAAAGGACUUCUUCUGUUGCUGAUGUACUUGCAGAAACUAAUGCUCAUCCGUUAGGUUUUCUGGGCAAGGAAUAUGUUGGAGCUACUAAUGGUUGUGACUUGGAACAUGGUCAAUUGAAUAAAGUACUCAGCAUUGGGAGAAAUUUGCAAUGGAGGAGAAUUUAUGGCAUUGAUUGCGAUAGUAGGCUAGAUUGGCCUGAACUUUCAUUAGAUGCAACCCCUCAAGUUGUCUUCACCAGUUCCAAAUUGCGGCGAGUGCUGAGCAGUUCUGCGAGAAUGAGCUUUAAUACGUCGGAUAAUCCUUUAAUAUUCAGUCCUCAAAUUUCACAAAAAGAUGGUGGAUUGAAAAGAUCACACCAUAGCUCUGGGAACCUGCGGAGAUCAAUCUCUGUGGAGCAGCAAGAGAUGCCUCAAGUUUUUGACAACCUCUCUAAUGUGUCUGACAGUUUUUUGGAAGAGGAAGAUGAUAUCUUUGAUGAAUUACCAAAUGAACAACUGAAAAAUGAAGCUAUCGAGGAUGGAGCAAAGUUACCUUCUACAUAUGUCCGAAUUGUCAGCAAGCAAAUGGUAGGGAUAUAUAUAUCCGUCUGGGUGCGUAAGAAGUUGAGGAGACACAUUAACAAUCUGAAAGUAUCCCCAGUUGGGGUUGGUCUAAUGGGCUUCAUGGGAAACAAGGGAUCAGUUUCCGUUAGUAUGUCCCUUUUCCAAUCGCGAAUGUGCUUUGUUUGUUCUCAUCUGUCCUCUGGUCAGAAGGAGGGGGCUGAUCAAAGGCGGAACUCAGAUGUGUAUGAAAUUAUACGACGUACCUGUUUCUCGUCUGUCUUUGAUACAGAUCAACCGCUGACAAUUCCCUCUCAUGACCAGAUUUUCUGGUUUGGGGAUUUAAACUAUCGUCUCAAUAUGGAAGACACAGAUGUAAGGAAGCUCAUUGCUCUCAAACGGUGGGAUGAACUUGUCAGCAAUGAUCAGCUAAACAAAGAACUCCGCAGUGGGCAUGUAUUUGAAGGAUGGAAAGAGGGAGUGAUAAACUUUCCACCUACCUAUAAGUAUGAGAUAAACUCUGACAGAUAUUUUGGAGAGAACCCAAAAGAAGGAGAGAAGAAGAGAUCACCAGCAUGGUGUGAUCGUAUACUCUGGCUAGGAAAAGGCAUCAGACAACUUUCUUACGAGCGGGCAGAAAUAAAGCUUUCAGAUCAUCGACCAGUUAGUUCAGUCUUCAUGGUUGAAGUUGAAGUCCUAGAUCAUUGGAAGCUGCAACGAGCGCUCAAUUGCACUAGUGUAGCCGUUCAUCCUGAGAUCUUCCUGGAUGAAGAUGAGGAUUUAGACUAUUAAUUAGAAGAGAUCAGGAAAUUGCAGGCCAUGCUGACAAGCGUUGAACGCUGGUAUCGUUUUUGACAGAUGGGAUUCAAGAUGCUGCUCUCAAACACCAUAACUGACAUACCAGUAUGCAAAACGGUAGCUAGGAUAACAAGUUUAUAUAUAUUAUACAAGUCAAGGUAUUAAUAGUAUACAUCAAAGGGGAAAAAACAUCUUUCUUUAACAGAUCUUAAACAGUUGCGAUUUUCGUUUGUA